This is a messenger RNA of Vespa velutina, 2779 nucleotides long. Its product is annotated as dentin sialophosphoprotein-like. The transcript has 8 exons. The coding region runs from base 225 to 2546 and encodes 773 amino acids. The record is from RefSeq and is a predicted model, not a curated record. NCBI's taxonomy places the organism in Eukaryota, Metazoa, Arthropoda, Insecta, Hymenoptera, Vespidae.
UUUCUACUUGAAGCAAAUCCCGUUCUACCUGAUUCUACCCCGUUACACCCAAAGUGGAUACCUUACGUUGCUUUGGUUCCACUUGUUUUUUAAUUCGGUCAUAUUAGUUUCACCUGUUUGCAUUCUACAGGUUGUACUAUUUACUUCUUAUAUCGUCAUUUAUCUUUUCAUGAUUGAUUUCAGUUCGGCAAGUGCGUAAAUCCGACUAUUUUCAUCAAAAAAAGAUGGCAUUUAGUGAGCUCGAAGAAAGAAUUAGUAAAAUCCGACAACAAAAUGAAGAAAUUAAAAGGAGACAUGAGGAAGUAGAGGAAGAUAAAAAAAAUGCUGCUAAGCUAAAUGCUUUGGUACAAAUGGUACCGUCAACAGAUUGGCCAGAAAGGAAAGAGCCACCGGAAUAUUCAAAUCUCCCCAAAGUAACCCAUAAACAAAAAUCUGCUACAAAGGAACAAUUGGAACAUGGUCAACAGCAUCAUCCUAAUGACAGAAGAAAAGGUGAAGGACCACCACCUGACCCUAAAUAUAAUUUCCUUGCUGAUGCUGAAAGAGAAGAAUAUAGUGUACCAAAUCAGAAAGACAAUACUGGAAAUAAAAAUCAUAAUAGAUCAAUAUGGGGCAAUUUUAAAAAAAGAGGAAUGGGAAGAGAAGGACAACAAAGGGGUAGGACAUAUCAUGGAGCGCAUAGAGACGAGCAUAAGCCGGAGUACGAAGCAUGGCGAAAAGAAAGAAAUCGCAUCGAUGAAGAUCGUAUUAGUAGACAGAAAACUGCUGAGGGUAACUGGCGGAGAGAAUGGGAUAAUGAUAAAGCUCAUUUAGUGAAUGAAAUCUCAAAAGCAGAAGGAAAGAUUACCGUAGGAGAUUUUACAAAAAAAGAUGGGAGAUAUUCGGACGGGAGCGGAUAUGCAGGCCAUAGUCGUGGUGCUUAUCAUAAAUCCUAUCGAGGAUCUCCUAGAAAUUUUCAUAAUAAUCAUGAUUAUCAUCAUAUGAAUUCAUAUGAUCAACAUAAUCAUGACAUGUCUUCCAUGUCUCUUUCUGUAGAUGAACGAACUGUUGUUGCGACAGAUAAAAGCAUUAAGGUAACAUUAAACCAAAGCAAUAUGACAAAGGGUCCUCUUAUGAGCGUUAAAGUCAAUUCACCAAGUAUAGCUGGUACAGGAAGAGUUGGUCUACGGCAAAGAACUCGUGUUACAUACAGCAGUCAUUCUGACAUGGAUACGAAUACGUACGAAAGUGGAUCAUUUUCACGACAAAAAUCAUUCGAAGAUAAAACUAAAGGAAAUCAUUAUAACAACAUGCAAAGGACUCCUAGUUUAAGAAGGCCUCAAUCGCAAAAAAAGAAAGAAAAUGGUGCGAAAUCUCCCUUUUUGCAACGAAAGGAAUUCAGAAAAGAGAUUUCAUCUGCGAAUUCAUCUAAACAUUAUGAAAAUGGAUCACAACAAAAUUUUGUACGAAAAGAAUACAAGGAUUCGCAAAAGUUUCAUUAUCCACCGAAAUCACCAAGGGCAUCGCAUAAAAAUAUGAAAAUAUCGAAAAACGAAUCUGUUAAUGUGACGAACGACAGUUCGAUCAAAGAUGAGAAAAAGGUAAUAGUAAAGAUAGAAAACGAUACCUCGAUUGAAUCGCAAAAAGUAAAUAUAGAAUCUUCGAACGAAAUAAGAGAUGACGCCGGAAGCUCAGCUGUCGUUGAAAAAGAAUCAAAGAGUGACACCGAAGAGUAUAAUGAUGUUAUCUUGAACAAUUCUGAAUGUUCACCUUGUAAAGAAGAAACGACGAAUGAAAAGAACACAGAUUCACAGAUAAAACAAGAAGAUCAAGAUCAUAACGUAAAUGUCAUUUCUCUUACUAACCAAAAUAGCGUUAGUAUUUUCGAAGAUAAACAAUACACAAACGAAGAAACGAACGAAGAUAAUUCAAUCGUUUCGUCGCAAGAUAUUAAUAAAGAUGUUAAUAAAAAUGCAAACGACGAAAAGAAUGAAAUUGAUAACGCGAUUACAAUUAUAGAUAAUGCAAUUACAAAUAGUUGUAAUUCUGACAAUAAUACGAAUACUCUUGAUAUCGGUCCUGAUAUCAAUCGAGUAGAUACGAAAAUUGAUUUGGUGGUUCAAGAUAACGUGUCUAACACGAGUGACGAAAAAACGAAAGAAUCACCCGAGAAUAAUUCGAAUCAAAGUGAUAAACAAAAUGAUAUUGUUGCAAUGUCUUGUGAAAAAGUAUCUGAGAUUAUUGUAGAAACUUGUUCUGAAACAUUGCCUGUUACUGACACAUCUGUGUUGGCUGUUGAAGAGUAUGAUGUUAUCCAUCAUAAUAAUGAAGUUCCAGUUGAAUCUAUAAAUAAUAUAAAUGAUAAAAAUAUUAUUAAAAAUUCUGAAGAUACAUCGCUAAUAUGCAUUGAUAAGACAUCGUCCAAUCCAGCUGGCAUAACAAAAGAUAACAAUGAAACAUCUGAGGAAGUAAUAGAAAAAAAAGAAUUGCAAACUGAAACUGUUGAAUCAGUUGCAGAGGAUAAAGGCAUUGAAAGUGAGGUUACGCAAGAUAAUUCUGAAAAUUAAGAAAACUGAUAUAAAAAGUAAUCUACUAAAUAUCGUCAACAUAAAAUAAAUAAGUAUAUACUAAAGCCGUAAAAAAGAAAAAAACAAAAAAAAAAAAAACAAAAAAAAAAUAAUAAAAUACAGAAAUGCAAUUACAUUCAGAUUAUAAUAUACGAGAAAUUUAGCUGCUGCACAAAUUAUAUUUUUAAAUGUUAUUUCAAUUACUUAUAUAUAAAUAAUAGUUAAAAAUGAAA